GAUGGAAAUAAUCAUAUUGUUAGAUGUUCUAGUGAUGGAAUUCAAAUAAACAAUGACUCAUACCUACAUAUUUUAGUAAUUAAACCGCCUUUCAAGUUCCGGUCGAGUUAUGAAACGGAACAACUCCCAUAAAUCAGCAACUCCGGUUUAAUAAUUUCCAUUUUCCCCAAAAAUUCUGAUUUCCUGAAUCUGACGGAAAGUCAAAAUACCGAAAAUAUAUAUAAGUCUGAUAUAGAGAGUAGCCGAGAGCUCUGAAAAGUGCGUUUCAUGGGCUCAUAAACCUCAGGUAGUGGGUUCUGAUCCAAUUGGAGGAAAUUUGAAUUUUGAUUAUUGGUUGGUUAAGUUGAAACAAAUAGGAGAAGAGGGAUGGUGCUGGUAUUGGCAUUGGGUGAUCUUCACAUCCCUCACAGGGCACCUGAUCUGCCUGCAAAGUUUAAGUCUAUGUUAGUUCCAGGAAAGAUUCAACAUGUUGUCUGCACUGGGAAUUUAUGUAUCAAAGAGGUUCAUGAUUACUUGAAGACAGUUUGUCCUGACCUGCAUAUAACUCGUGGUGAAUAUGAUGAGGAAACACGCUAUCCGGAGACCAAAAUACUAACCAUUGGGCAAUUCAAGCUUGGAAUAUGCCAUGGCCACCAGGUCAUUCCAUGGGGGGACCUCGACUCAUUGGCCAUGCUCCAGAGGCAGCUGGACGUUGACAUUCUUGUUACUGGGCAUACCCACCAAUUCACCGCGUAUAAACACGAGGCUGGAGUAGUGAUAAAUCCUGGUUCAGCUACUGGUGCCUACAGUGGUAUCACCUACGAUGUAAACCCAAGCUUUGUUCUGAUGGAUAUCGAUGGCCUGCGUGUUGUUGUCUAUGUUUAUGAGCUCAUUGAUGGAGAAGUGAAAGUUGAUAAGAUCGACUUUAAGAAAACAACGGCUCCUACAAACUCCACUCUCUGAAGGCAAAGAUGCUGACAGUACUGGUUUGCAUCCUUAGAAGUGCACUGUUAAUCAAAAUGCAGCUGUUUACAACCAUUGUUUCCGUUAUUUUAUUAUAAAUAUUUUUUAUGGUGUCAUUUCUGGUAACUGCAUUGAUUGUACUGGAAAAUAUAUAAAAAAGAAUGUGCUAUUUCAAGACAGUGAUAUUUGCAUUUUUUUUUUGGGUAAA
Messenger RNA from Oldenlandia corymbosa var. corymbosa, 1150 nucleotides. NCBI's taxonomy places the organism in Eukaryota, Viridiplantae, Streptophyta, Magnoliopsida, Gentianales, Rubiaceae. The record is from the annotation of a GenBank genome assembly.